Messenger RNA from Emericellopsis cladophorae, 1101 nucleotides. RefSeq names its product Glutaminyl-peptide cyclotransferase-like protein. Gene Ontology annotation, molecular function: zinc ion binding; glutaminyl-peptide cyclotransferase activity. The coding region runs from base 1 to 1101 and encodes 366 amino acids. The transcript has 2 exons. The record is from RefSeq and is a predicted model, not a curated record. Lineage: Eukaryota; Fungi; Ascomycota; Sordariomycetes; Hypocreales; Bionectriaceae.
AUGUAUCCCCGAAUGUCCUCGCUCUUGGUCGCGCUCCCCUUCCUAUCACGGGUGUCACCCACACCCUCCCCUGCCGACACACUCACCAACCAUGACCUUCGCAAUAUCCCCUCCCCAGGUGACGAUUUUGACGUCGAGACGGGCUCACUCCUCGCACCGAUCCUCGUCCCCCGCGGCCCCGGCACAGAGGGAUCUCACAAGGUCCAGCGUCAUCUUGUCGACUUCUUCACCGCCAAUCUCCCAUCAUGGGUAAUUUCGAGUGAGAACAGCACAAGCAGGACGCCAGCGACCGGAGAGCGGGAGGUGCCGUUCUCAAACUGGAUCUUUCGGCGCGACCCGCCCUGGGCGGAUGUGGGGAGCGUCACACGUCUCACGUUCGCUGCGCACUUUGAUAGUCUGAUGGAGCCCCAAGGUUUCGUCGGGGCGGUCGACAGCGCGGCAUCGUGUGCUAUGCUGUUGCAUCUUGCGAGGAGCAUCGAUGCGGCGCUGGGUGCCAAGUGGGCGGCCAUGGAGGAGAAUGGCGUCGACACCUUGAGGGAUACCCAAGGUGUGCAAAUCAUCUUUUUUGAUGGCGAGGAGGCGUUUGCCGAGUGGUCCGACGCCGACUCAUUAUACGGGUCAAGGUCACUGGCCAAAGAGUGGGAAUCCACAAAGUACGGCGUGCUGUCGUUGUACCGAUCCCCCCUCCAAGCCAUCGACAUCUUCGUUCUCCUUGAUCUGCUCGGCGCGCCGUCCCCCAGCGUCCCCUCGUACUACCUGCCUACACACUGGGCAUACCAGAAGAUGGCUGCCCUCGAGCGCCGUAUGCGCGCCCUCUCCCUGCUCGAGUCGUCCCCACGGCGCCCCUUUCUUCCCGAUAGCAAAAGGGACGCUACCUCGUUUGCAAGGGGCUUUCUCAUUGAGGAUGACCACAUGCCCUUUAUGCGGCGGGGCGUGGACGUGCUGCAUGUGAUGCCAAAUAUGUACCCCCGGGUGUGGCACACAAUGGAAGACAAUGGGGAGCACCUUGACCUUGACACGUGUAGGGACUGGAGCCGAAUUGUGACUGCUUUUGCUAUGGAAUGGCUCGGGUUGGGAGAGUAUCUACCGGGGCGUGUGUAG